Molecule: messenger RNA, 1386 nt
Organism: Striga hermonthica
Lineage: Eukaryota; Viridiplantae; Streptophyta; Magnoliopsida; Lamiales; Orobanchaceae
Source: the annotation of a GenBank genome assembly
AUGUCCCACGCAGUCCAGGACCUCGCCGCACUCCCCAAUGUCGAGCUCUUCAUUUUCCGAUCCAUAUCAGCCUUCUCCGUCGCCUCGUGGGAGCCCGACAUCUUACCACAGCUCCCCCUCCGCCGCCAUGUCAUCGACGGCGUCCCCUCCCUCGACGGCUACUACCCGCCCUCCUUCGCNCAGUUCCUCGCCCUGCAGACCGCGGCCCGAACAGCGUUCUCCGGAGAGAUAUACAACUCGUGCCGGGAGAUUGAGGGGUUCGCACUCGACCCGCUCGAGGGGCGGAUGAGGAGGGAGGGGAAACGAUUUUUCGCGGCGGGCCCGUUCAACCCGGUGGGUGGGGAAUUCGGGUCGGGCCCACGGCACCGGUGCUUAGAUUGGCUCGACCGGCAGGCGGCGGGGACGGUGGUGUUGGUGUCGUUCGGGACGACGUGCUCGUUCACGGAGGAGCAGGUGGGGGAGGUGGCGAAGGGGCUCGAGAGGAGCGGGCAGAGUUUUGUGUGGGUGGUUAGGGAAGCCGACAGGGCCGACAUUUUUGCCGCCCCGGCGGCGGAGGGUGGCAGCUUUGGGAGGAGGAAGAAUGGGUGGGAGGAGGGGUUUGAGGAGAGGGUGAGGGAUAGGGGGAUUUUGGUAAGGGAUUGGGCGCCUCAGCUCCAGAUUCUUGCACAUCCGUCUACAGGAGGGUUCGUGAGCCACUGCGGAUGGAACUCUUGCCUCGAGAGCAUCUCGAUGGGAGUGCCGAUGGCGACGUGGGCCCAACACUCGGACCAGCCGGCUAAUGCUGCCUUGAUCACUAAAGUUUUGAACGUUGGAAUCGAGAUAAAAAAGUGGACUCGAGAAGACGAGCUGGUCUCCUCGAGAACGAUAGAAAUGGCCGUUAGGGAACUGAUGAGUUCGUCCGAUAUAAGGAAAAAUGCGGCCGAAUUAGGUAAGAUUGUGAGAAGAUCGGUCAUGGAAGGUGGCACCAGUCGUAAGGAAAUGGACGCCUGCCGCAUCGCCGCCGUCCACAACCGCCAGGCCCUGGCCCGGGACCACGGCUUUGACCCGACCUCCGCUCCGAACAUCCAUUUCCACAAUUUCCCCAUUCCACCAGAUCUCGAAAUCCCCGAUCCCGACCUCGACGGCUCCGGCGGCCGGAAAAGGCCUGAAAAUUCAAUUCAACUCGGGCGAGAUUUUCAUCACGUGUCGGGCGGCGGAGGGCUUCUACGCAGAUUUAUGGGCCAGGUCGAGAAUUUGGGUUGGGCUUUGAGCCCAUUUAAGCUGGAAACGGUUAGACUUAAAUUUAUAGUCCAGCCUGAACAAAUGAAAGCAGCCUUUGUAGAUUGGAAACAGGUUAAGUAUUGGGCCCCGUGGUCGAAACAGCACAGUCAAUUAACUGGGCCAUGA